This is a messenger RNA of Naumovozyma dairenensis CBS 421, 12231 nucleotides long. RefSeq names its product dynein heavy chain (gene DYN1). Gene Ontology annotation, molecular function: dynein intermediate chain binding; dynein light intermediate chain binding; ATP binding. Bases 1 to 12231 code for a protein of 4076 amino acids. Gene Ontology annotation, cellular component: dynein complex. Gene Ontology annotation, biological process: microtubule-based movement. The record is from RefSeq and is a predicted model, not a curated record. The transcript has a single exon. Lineage: Eukaryota; Fungi; Ascomycota; Saccharomycetes; Saccharomycetales; Saccharomycetaceae.
AUGGAAGAACAGCUCUUUGAAGAGUUAGUCGAUUUCUGUGCUAAUCUUAUCGUUCAUAAAAUAGUCGAUGGCGAAAUAAACAAUCAAAAGGACAUUAUAAAAAUUAAAAUAACGGAGAAAUAUACUCCUAAUUUAAGCUCAUUUCUGAAUCCAGACCUUAAUUCUAUAAAUGCUAAUACAAUAUUGAUAAAUGUAAACGAGUCAAACAAUGAUUUUACCAUAAUAGCGGGUUCCGAAUGUCUUUCAUCAAAUAAUAUGGCUGAAGAAGGAAUACAUUCAUUGGUCCUGAUCAUCAAAAACAGGGACACAAUAGAUGUGCAGAAACCUCUCACCUCUCAAUUAUCAGCUCUCUUCCUACCACAAUCGGAGAAUUAUGAAUCUUUGAUUACAAUGCUCAAUUUCAAAAUUGGAUCAAUGUUCAAUGUGACGAAAUCUGUUGCGUUAGAAAAUACUCAAGUUAUACCUCAACCACCACAAAUCAUAGACGACGUAGAUGAUUAUAUAAGUGCAAUCAUUUCUGAAGGAGCCGAUAUUGACACAUGGCAAGAAUACCUUGAACAAUCUCGCCUAGAUGACUUUAGUUUUCUCAAUGAACUACAAAGUAAAGUUAAUAAAUGGCAUAAGGAAAUAUCAGCAUUUAUAUCCAUUACUCCUAAUGUGAAAAAUAUUUCUCUAAACAGUGAAUUACAACUCUGGUCGCACAUGGAAGCUAGUUUAUCUGACCUUUUAACCCAGUUAGGCACCCCCGAUAUUAUGAUAACUCUACAGAUAUUACUACAUGCAAAAAGAGUACAUUUAAUCGAUGAUGCUAUUUUGCUUACCCCUGUAUCUGAAAAGUUGAAGCUGCUGAGGGACUACAUUAAAUUCUUAACGUCAUUCCCCAAAGAAUUUUUUGAUAAUUCAAACACAUUCGAGCAAAUAGACACGGUAGUUGAAGAUAUACAUUUGACAUUCCAUAAACUGAGGUAUACAAAGUAUCCAAUAGAAAGAUCAUUAUUGCUAAUUCAAGAUAUAUCAAAUCAAUUAAUUAUAAAACUACUAGAAUUGAUAUCAGGUGCGUUUAAUGCGCCAUAUACUUCAUUUAAAAAAUAUAUGAAUUCUACCUCUACUAUUUUGGAAAAAUGGGAUGAAGUAUUACAAGAUUGCCUUUUGUUUCUUCGUGAAUCAAAAAGGAAAUCGUCAGAAUCCGUUAUAUUACCUAAAUCAUUUAAUUACAUAUUAUCCAACAUCAGAAAAAAUACCAAAGAUAUGAGGGAUCUUAGAAAACAGCAUAGUAAACUUCAGAAAGUGUUGACCCGAAUAAACUAUGAAGGUUAUGAUACUGACUUACAACAACUCUAUUAUCCAUUGACAAAGGUUGGCCUACAAAAAGAAACUUUCCUUUCUGAUUGGAAUGCCGCUCAUUCAUUCUAUCAAAGACGGCUCAUUGAACUGGAAAAAAAACUUAUAAAUAUAUUAAAAAGUACUUUAGCUGGUAAAACCGCAUCUGAGGAAAUAAUCCAAGAAUUACUGAGGUUUAAGCCACUCAUGGAUGUUAAUCCUAGAAUAAAAUUUCAAAUCAAAAAAUAUCAACAGUUUCUUCAAAACUCUAUUAAGAAAGAAAUCGCUCUUUUGGAAGAUAAACAUUUACUGAGCAAAGGGAUCGAGGGUGUAGCGCGUAUAGGGGAGAUAUCGCCUUUAGGAGUCGCUAUUAAUAAUGACUAUCAAAUCAAAGUUCGUAUCGAACGUAUAAUAAAAAGAAUGGAAUAUUUAUUAGGGAAGGAUUGGAGAGAUACUAGUGAUGGUUCCUUUAUCUUCAAUAAGUAUUUAACCAUGGAAAAAAGCUUAGGCCCUGAGUAUCGUAUAGAAAAUUGGAUACAAGGUUUCCCUAAACAAUUAUCUGACAUACAAGAUGUAUCUGUCAUAAAGAUAUUAAAAGAAGACAAAAAUAGUUUUCAGUUGCAAGUGAACUUUGAUUUUACAAUAGUAACCAUACUCAAAGAUGUUAGAUAUCUCCAAUAUAUGGAUCAUGAUAUCCCAUUGCAUAUCAUCAACGUUACAAACUCAAAUAAACACAUUUGCCCUCAUGCAAUUCAAAUAUUGGAACAGAUCCAAACGUUUUAUUCUCUUUUAAAUGAAUUAAGAACUUGUAAAUAUACUAAUCCAAUUUUUAAAAAAGAUAUACAACUGAUAUGGGACCUUAUAGAAGUCGCUGUCACGACACCAUGGAGUUCAUUGUUUACGAUAAAUCGAUCACUGGAUGGGGACGUUAGUCAAUCAGAUUUUAUAAUAGAGCUGGAAGAUAGAAUUUCCCAUGUAUUAAAUAAAUUUCCAUUUUUUGAAGAAUUAGAGGAUAAAUUAAAAGUGUUAUUCGAAUCUGCCGUUAGUAACUCCACUAGCCUAAAAGACAUCGAGAAAAUCAUUCCACAAGUUCGUUCACUGGUCGAUGCCAUCCCUUAUAUUUCUUCUGAGGACGUGACGAAUUAUGAAAUAUAUCUCGAUAGUAUAAUAUCAGAACUGGUUUAUGACUUUCUUAAGCAACAACUGAAGAACUUACAGUUUACGGAAAAAAUUGUUACUUUAACUUUCAAAAAUGGAUGCGUUGAAACUUCUCCAGGUCUACAAGAAAUUAAAACCUCCUGGCUGGAAGAAAUUGACACUCUACUUUUCCAAGCAGUCAAUAUUUCUAAAGUACAGAAAGGAAACACUUCGGUUAAUGACCCAUCAAAGUUCUUGCUCCUCUAUAAGGAACUCAAGGGAGAGAUCAGUUGUUCUGUACAUGAAUUAGAAUCAAUACAUCUUGCGGCCAUUGAAUAUUUAGAACAAUGGCGCAGGAACGAAAGGAUGUGGGAUCUGAAUGAACUAGCUGUGACGACUCUUAUAGGAUCAGAUAUUAAGAAAUCCUACUCUUUAUUAAAAGAUUUUUUCUUUUCAAACCAACAAUUUGAACAAUUACAGUUCAAAACAAAAAUAGGAAAUCUUUUAACUUUUCAGAACCAAACAGCUUAUGCAUAUAUAUCCGCAAAAUAUAAUUAUUGGCAACAGUUCCUGCGCGAUAUCCUGGUAGAUCUAUAUAUGAGAAACGUUGCUUCCUUCCUUACUAGUAUUAAGACGUAUUAUACUAAGCUAGAACGAAUCUCAGGUCAUUCUUCAUCCCUCCCAGAUAUAACGGAACUGGUUCAAACUAUUAAUUCAGCGAAAACGGACAAGACAUCGAUCGAAGAAACCGUCCAACUAUAUCAAUCAAUAAACCAGCUAUUGUCUAGGUACCGAAUUAGAAGACCAAUUGAUUAUAUAUACAUAGAACAAGUCGAAGGAGAUGUCGCAAUGUUAAAUGAAUUAGCAAGUCGAAAAGAACGCUUACUGCAAGAACGUCGGACAGAAAUAAGUUCGCUUCUACAGAGAGAAAGUCAAAGUUUAAAAGAGUACUGCCAGUCCAUGUUAGAAGAUUGGGAGAACAAGAAACCUGUAGCAGACGAUAUAGUUCCUCAGGAAGCACUUGCGAUAACCUCUGUUUUUAAACUUACUUUUCAUGAAAUUCAAUCUAAAAGCGAGUUAAUCGAUAAUGCCUCGAAAUUAUUAUCGCUCCCAUUAACCAUACAUAUUGAUACUGCUGGGAUAUUAGAUGAAUUAACCAGGUACGAAAAUGCAUGGCUAUCAAUAGAUGAUCUUUGGAGGAAAGUUGAAACGUUAAUGGAACAAAAAUGGAUAGAUACUGAUAUAAAUCAUACUAUCCUCAUUGCAAGAAAAAUAUCAGUUCAUACGGCUGAGUUAUCUCCCAAUGUUACUCAUUUUUUAGCUUACCAAAAAAUCAAUGAUCAUAUCAAGAAUCUUUUGAAAGCCCACAAAAUACUGAUACUAUUGAAAGAUGCAGCACUGAAGCCUCGCCAUUGGAAGUCGAUAUUCCAGUUGUUGGGAGGUAAUUCUAUUAAAGGAAGUGUGUUAGAGGAGGGUACAUUUUCGUUGAGGAAACUAAUAGAAGGAACUCUGUUCCUGUAUGAGUCAGAUGUUAAUAAUAUUAUUGAACAAGCUCAGAAAGAGUACACCGUAGAGAAGUCGUUGGAUCGUAUUAAAAGGUUUUGGGAGACAGCUCAGUACACAUUUUCCGCUAACAUGGUCGGUAUCAGAAUCGUUCAAGAAUGGGAUGGAUUACAAGAUGCCUGCAUCACUGAUCUGGAUGAACUUUCUGCCAUGAAGAAUUCAAGAUAUUUCAAUAUAUUCGAACAAACAUCUUUGGAUUUGGAGGCAAAACUUACAGAAUUUUCCCUUCUUCAGUCAUCGUGGAUCGAGUGCCAAUUUUAUUGGUUAGAUCUAUAUGGUAUUAUUGGAAAGACCGAAGAAAUGCAAAAGCUAUUACCUUUGGAAACGACAAAAUUUAGGAACGUAACACAGGAAUUCAAGUCUUUCACAGCAAGAGUAGCCUCUUUCACUGCUGCGCUCGAUACACUACAUAUUCCUAAUGUACUUACAUUACUUCAAAAUAUCCUCGAUUCAUUAUUCUUAAUCAAGUCUUCUUUAAACGACUUUUUAGAAAAGCAAAGAAAGUUAUUUCCACGUUUUUAUUUUUUAGGGAACGAAGAUUUAUUAAAGCUUAUUGGAAGUAAUGGUAAUUUGCAUGACAUCUCAAAAUAUAUGGUUAAAAUGUACGCCACUAUUGAUCAAGUGGUUGUAUCUGGAAACAUAAUAAGUGGUGUUCAAUCACCAGAAGGGGAAGUACUAACGUUACAUGAAUGCGUUACUGUUACACCUAACAGUCAAACAAAUAUAUGGUUGGAGAAUCUAGAUAAAGAAAUCAAACUGACACUUGCUGGAGAUGUUAAAAAAUGUUUAUCGAAAGUUCGAAGUGGAGAAAUGUUUUUAACCUUAAUUGACCAAUUCAGCUUUCAAGUGCUGUUACUCGCUUUUCAAGUUUCGUGGACCUAUAAACUGGAAGCUGACCAUGCCACCAUCGAAAUCGAGGACUUAAUUGUAGAAAUUAAGGAGCAAGUUGCCCAAUUAAGUUCUGAACUAAGGUCCAGUUGCGAAUCUCUAAGAAAGAAAAAACUCAAAUUAUUGUUGAUUGAGGCUAAACUCUAUUCUUCUAUUUUAACAACAUUGAAAGAGAAAAACGGAAUCGAAGAGAAGCAGUCAAUUUGGAUGAAGAUGCAAAGAUUUUUCUAUCACCCAGAGGAGAAGGAUCCAUUGAAAUCUAUAACUAUAUCACAACUUACCUACACAAAUUACUACGGCUUUGAAUAUAUCGGUGUUCCGGAAAGAUUGAUAUAUACGCCAUUGUUAAUGAAUGCCUUCUCUGCGUUAACCAAUUCGUUUCAACAAGGAUAUGGAGGACACUUUUUUGGGCCAGCUGGGACUGGUAAAACCGAAAGUGUAAAAGCUCUAGGGCAAAACUUAGGGAAAACAGUUAUAGUUUUCAAUUGUGACGAUACCUAUGACUUUCAGUCGAUGUCAAGAUUGCUAACCGGUAUCUCCCAAAUUGGUGCCUGGGGGUGCUUUGAUGAAUUUAAUCGACUUGAUGAGAAGGUUUUAAGUGCAAUUUCUCAACAAAUAGCUAUGAUCCAAAAAGGUCUGCUAAACAAAGAUGAAAAUAUUGUAUUAAUGGGAAACGUGGAGUUUUUACAUCCACAAACAGCUAUAGUGAUAACAUUAAAUAAUGAAUAUGAAGGUAGAUCCCAACUACCUGAGAAUUUGAGGAAAAUCUUCCAUGAAUUUUCGAUUAAAAAGGCAGAUACUAAAAUAAUUGUCGAUGCAAUCCUUAGUAUAUUUGGCUUUACAAAUUCCUUGGUAUUAGCUGAUAAACUUGUCACUUUAUUUGAGACAUUAAAGAAAGAAUGUAGCCCUCAAAAACAUUACGAUUUUGGAUUAAGAUCUAUCAAAAAAAUCCUGAAAAAGUGUGCACAAUUGCUCAACCUGCAGCCAGAUAUAGGCCACGAACAACUUAUUAUCGAAAGUAUUCAUCGUAUUUUACUUCCUUCAUUGAGUAAAGAUGACGAACGCAUUUUUAUAACUCAUUUGCAUGAAUUUUUUGGAGAUUUCCCAACACUUGAUGAUUCGGAACAGUUUCUUCAGCAUUUGAGAAAUGUAUGUUCGGAAAACGGGAUGUUCUUUACGGAUGAAUUGGCUAAAAAAUGUCUUCAAUUAUAUAAUUUUCAAAUGUCACAAGAUGCAAUUAUCCUGUUAGGUGAUGCUGGAAUUGGCAAAUCCACUAUUCUGAGGUUAACUCUUUCUUCAAUUUCUGCUCUUUCAGGUAAAAAAAAUAUUAUAUACACAAUUGAUACCAAAGUAUUGUCUAAAGAAGAAUUGUAUGGAAGGAUGAAUAAGGCUACUUUAGAAUGGACGGAUGGUCUAUUUACUUCACUAAUAAGGGAUAUUCACAAUGACAUAAUUGGUACGUUCAGAAAUGCACAUAUUUGGAUUGUAUUCGAUAGCGAUAUCGAUCCCACUUAUGUCGAGACUCUAAACAGUGUACUUGACGACAAUAAAAUAUUAACUUUGCCUAAUGGGGAACGGUUUAAAAUACCUGCGAACCUACAUUUGAUUUUUGAAACAACAGGUGUACAUUAUGCAACGCCUGCAACAAUAACUAGGUGUUCCCUUAUAUGGUGUAAUUCCACAUUGUUAUCCUCUUAUCCGAAGUUUAAGGCUAUUUUUGAUUCACAUUCAUCAAAGUUUCUGCAGAAGCAUGGAAAUGAUACAAAUAAAUUUCAAGACGUAACAAAGAUAUUUGACUCUAUAGUGACUCCUGAACUGCUUGAAGAGUUGAUUUCUAAAUCUUUAAAGAUGGAUCAUAUCAUGCCUUUUGAUGAUAUUAGGGCUUGUGAUACUAUUAUUCGACUUUUCUUUUUAUUCCUAGAGCGCUUUUAUAAUAAAGUCAUGAGAAAGAUCGAUGAUAAUAUUAGAAGAAAAAUAAUAGUCAAGAUAAAACAAAUCAUGCUUUUUUCCUUCACAUGCGGCUGUAAACCAGAAUGUAGGGAAGAAAUGAUUAAUGAACUCAAUACUAAAAUCAAGACAGCCGAAGACGUCGAGGCAAUUACAUUUACUUCCGAUUUUGACCUCGUUCAAGUUUCAAGCAUCCUUCCUGAGGUGGAGUUAGAUGUAUCUCAUGUUAUGCUGCCUGAUGUUAUCAUCCCAACGGCAGAAAUUCUGAGCCAAGAGAUCAGAUAUACCGAAUUAUUGGAGGCAAACAAAGCAAUUAUUCUUUGUGGUCCUCCUGGUUCCGGUAAAACAAUGACUUUAAAUAAUAUGCUGCUUAAAUCUCCUAAAUUCAAGCUUGUUGGCAUGAACUUUUCAAAGGAUACCAAAAUUUCGAACGUUCUGAGAACAUUAUCAAGACAUACAGAAUAUAGAAGGAAUGCCAACGGCUCUACGUUAUCUCCAAAGGAUGGGACACAAACUCUAGUAUUUUUUUGUGAUGAAAUUAAUCUAACAAAACCAGAUGCCUAUAAUUCCCAGAUUGUUGUCCUUUUCCUCAGACAAUUGAUAGAGAAGAAUGGAUUCUGGAGAACUCCUGAGAACCAAUGGGUAACAUUAGAGAGAAUCAUUUUUGUUGGCGCCUGUAAUCCACCUAGUGAUGUUGGGAGAAUUCCUCUGGCACCUACAUUCAUUAGGCAUACUUGCGUAGUUUUUGUCGACUACCCUAGAACGGAUGCGUUGAGACAUAUAUACAAAUGUUAUUUCAAAGCCAUCUUAAAAUUAUGCCCCUCAUUCGGGAAUAUAGCCGAGGACUUGUCAAACUGUUCAGUAUCUCUUUAUAACGCAACUAAAAAAUCAUUUACGCAAAGUAACUAUCCACAUUAUGUAUUCUCACCUAGGGAGCUUACCAGAUUGGUAAGAGGUUUCUUCAAUUCCUUGGCUGAGGGCCCUCAACAAAACCUAAUAUCGUUGUUAAAGGUAUGGAUAUACGAAGCUUGGAGAGUUUUUGCCGACCGCCUAACGUCGAAAGAAGAUCUUGCCUUAUUCCAGUCUAACGUCACUAGAUUAUUAGAGGAAAAUUUCCCAUAUCAGGAUAUUGAUACAAUCAAUAUGAACUGUUUGUUAUUUUCUGAUUGGUUAAGCAUAGAAUAUAAAGAGGUGUCUAAAGAAGCCCUUUUCGAAUUUGUACAGCAACGGUUUCAAAUUUUUUCAGAAGAAGAAUAUGAUAUGCCUAUUGUCAUAUAUGAUGAAAUGUUGGAUCAUCUACUAAGAAUCGACCGUGUCUUUAAGCAAGUACAAGGGCAUACAAUGCUCAUCGGGGCAGAAUGUAUUGGAAAGAAAAUAAUGACCAACUUUGUUGCAUGGUUAAAUGGAAUCAUAGUUCUAGAACCCAACAUACAUAGAAGAUAUACACUAUCUGAUUUCGAUGACUUUUUGAGAAUGGUUUUAACAAAAUGUACAUUAGAAGAACGUAGAGUUUGCCUCAUUAUCGACGAAUCUAAUAUUCUCGAAACGGCAUUUUUGGAAAGAAUGAAUACGUUACUCGCUAACGCGGAUAUCCCUGAUUUAUUCCAAGGUCAAGAUUAUGAAAACUUGAUAUCAAAACUUCAGAGUAAGAUUAAGAGUAUGGGAUUGCUGUUAGAUACCGAACAAGAACUUUAUAAUUGGUUUACACAUGAAAUUGCCCGAAAUCUACAUGUCGUGUUCACCAUCUCAGAACCGACUGGUACGAAUCCAUUCAAGAUGGUCAGUUCUCCAGCAUUAUUCAAUAGAUGUGUUGUAAAUUGGAUGGGUACUUGGUCUACGAAAACGAUGUUGCAAGUAGCAAAUAGUUUGGUCACAGAUAUCCCACGCGAUUAUAUGGAUCAAACCAUACCCAUUGAUGCCAUACGUAUUAUUCCUUUCGAAUUUAAUACAUUUAUCGACAUGCUUAUAGGGAUAGUCGUAUUAUUUGAUAGCAGUUAUUUCGAGGACUUUGAUAUUGGCCCUAAAUCACCUGCACAUUUCGUCUCGGCUAUAAGAUCUUUGAGUCAUACCUUUAGGAAUAUGCAUGAGCAGCUAGAAAUCGAACGGCAAUUCACAAUAAAUGGGCUUGAAAAGCUUACCGAGUCUGUCGUUAAAGUCCAAAAUCUAGAGAAAGAGCUUUCAGUUAAAAAAAGUGAACUAGAAGUUAAAGAACAAGAAGCUAGAAAAACGUUGGAUAAUUUACUUUUUGAACAAAAUGAAUCAGAAAGGAAACAAGAAGCUACUGAGGAAAUCAAAAUAAUAUUGGAAGAGCGCGAGGUGGAAAUUAUAAACCAUCGAGAUUUAGUUAUCAAAGAGCUGCGACUUGUCGAACCAGCAGUAUUAGAAGCUCGAAGAGGUGUUCAGAACAUUAAAAAACAGCAACUAACUGAAAUACGAUCUAUGAUGCAUCCGCCUGUCGGGGUGAAGUUAGUCUUGGAAGCAGUAUGUGUUAUAUUAGGACGUACAUACUCUACAUGGAGAAAUAUUCAACAGUACAUUUCAAAAGAUGAUUUUAUUCGAGAUAUUAUUCAGUAUGAUACUAUUUCUAUGAUGACUCCAGAGAUGAGAGUGUUUGUUAAAGCGAAUUUUUUGGAAAGAUCAGAUUUUACUUUUGAGGCUAUUAACAGAGCAAGUAAGGCAUGUGGUCCAUUAUAUCAAUGGGUAUUUGCCCAAGUUAAUUAUGGAGAAAUAUUAGAGAGAAUCGAACCGUUACAACAAGAAGUAGCUAUUGUUGAAGAAGAAACUUUAAAAGCCAGAGCACGUUUACUGGCUGCAGAGGAAAUGAUUGCUGACCUAAAAGAAAGUAUCGAGAAGUCGAAGAAUAAUUACAGCGGUUUAAUACGUGAUGUUGAAGCAAUUAAAGGACAAAUAAAAGUAGUUCAUCAUAAUUUAGAGAGGUCAAAGAUUCUAGUGAAUAAUUUAACCUCCGAAAAAGAACGGUGGGAUAGGAACAUUAAAGAGUACCAUUCACGAACGGAUAAUUUAAUCGGCACUAGUAUUCUGUGCGCUAUUUCAUCCAACUAUUUUGGGCCUUUAAACGAAGGACAACGUAACACAAAGUUAAAAUUUCUCAUGGACAUUUUGAACUGUUGUAAUUUAAAAUACGAUAAAGAUGUUAAAUCCAGCUAUUGUAAUUUAAACUCUACAGAAAGAGCGAGACUCAUCGAAGACGGACUACCUGACGAAGAGUUUCUUCUUGAGAAAAUGGAGCUCGCAGUACAUUCUGAGGGGAAAGUCCUUUAUAUUAUCGACCCAAGUUGUCAAAUUUCGGAUAUCUUGGGAAAGUUCUAUGGUGUAAGAUAUGUCCAAAUUAGUUUCCUUGAGAAUGGGUUUGUAAAACGGUUAGAAAACGCUAUUAAAUUUGGAGGAGUUGUUCUCAUCCACAACGCGGAGUUCUACGAUCCUAUAAUAAGCAAGUUAAUAACAGGCCAAUUUAAAAAGGUUGGGACACGCCAAAUAGUACAAUUAGGGACAAAUGAGAUUGAUGUGUCACCUGAUUUUAAGUUGUUUUUAUACAGUCAUGCCUCCAAUCUUAACAUCCCCACCGUUUUAAAAACUCGUACGAGAAUAAUAAACUUUUCUAUUGCAAAAGAAAGUAUAGAACUGCAAGCUGUACGUAUUGCACUAACUAAUGAAGCACCGGACGUCAAACAACAAAAGGAGGAAUUAACGAAAAUAGGUAGAGAUUAUAAGAAUCUACUAAAAGAGAACGAGCAUCAAUUACUGGUGCAACUUAAUAAUUCAGAGGGAAAUAUCCUAGAAAACGAUGUAUUAGUAACGACUUUGGAAUCCUUGAAAGCUAAAUCAACUGAGAUUAGUAAAAAGCUUGAAGAAAGUGAACAUACAAUGAAGAAACUAAACAAAUUUGUGGAACAGUAUUCGUUAUUAGGUAGACAUUGUUUCAUAGUUUACUCAGUCUUACAAAAACUAUCAACUAUACAUUGGUUUUAUCAAUUUUCAAUUCAACAGUUCCUUGAAUGCGUUAGGUCAAUUUUCAACGGAAACUUUGAAGCCAAUAGCGGUUCUAGCAGGAUUCAAGGAUUAAUUGAAAGACUAUAUAAGAUGACCUUUAGUAUGUUUUCACCAUGUUUGAAUAGUAAGAACAGAAAUGUAUUAGCAGCCAUCUUGUAUAUCCUUUACAUUUCCAUAGGACAUGACGAUUUACCUCGGAUUUCUAAGGAGAUUACAGCAGCCAUAGACUGCCGUAAAGAUAAAACUCUCAGGUUAGCUCCAGAAUCGGCAACCAAAGAGUUAAGGCAUCUAUUUGAGUUACUAAGGGAUCAAUCUUACAAUAAAAUUGAGAAGUUAAUUUGUAGUUAUUUUGACGGAUCGUCUUCUUUAGAAGAUAGGUUAAAAGCGCAUAAUAGAUAUGGCCUGAUUAUUGGAUGCGAACAGAAUUCUGAUGCUUCAUUCUUGGUGUCUGAUAUGGCAGACGCGUCAGAACGCAAUUUGACAGUUAUUCCCCUUGGUAGCUCCGAAAACAGCAAGUACGCUGAAGAAGAAAUUUCAAGGUUACAGAAUCAAGGUGGAUGGCUUCUUUUACAAAACUUACAAAUGUCUCUAGAUUGGGUCAGGUCAGUUUUGACAACAAUAAUUGAAGAUAAUAGAGUGUUAGAAGAUGAUCCUUCGAAGAAAGAAGUGAAAAUAUUUAUGACAGCCGACUUACAUGGCCAAGAAUUACCAAUAUCCUUGUUACAGCACAGUUACAAAACCGUUUAUGAUGAUAAUAAAGGCCUUCUAGAAAGUAUUAAAGGGUAUUGGUUUGAUUCUUUAUUAAGAAAGCAAGAUAAUUCAUGUGGAACCCGGUAUAUCAAUUACAGAUUCUUGCUGACAUUGUUCCAUGCAUUCGUUUCCUGUCGAAGUAAUUUAGCCCCAGUAGGCUUCUCUAAAACGUAUGAUUUUAACAAUCAAGAUUAUGAAUCUUGUCUGAAAUACUUGAAACAUCUGGUAACGCUCGAUGUUUCUGAAAAUACUUGUAGGUAUCUUUUACAGUACCAUAUAGGGACGGUUAUCUAUGGUGGAAAGGUAGAUCAAUUUACAGACUUGCAAAUAUUGCAAACUAUUUGUAACGAAAUCUUUUAUGUUGCAGGAAGUUCUAGUCCAAAUGAUUGUGGUGAAAAUGUGAAGGUGCAGAUACCAGGAAUAGAUUUGAAAAAAUCAUUAUUAUUCGAAUCUCCAGAAGCGGUAUCUGAUUUCUUAAAUUCCAUUGAAGAACCAAGUUCACCAUUAUCAGACUGGCUUGGCAUUGGAGAAAAAUAUGUCCAAAAAUAUACAGACUUAAGAGCGCAACAAAUCUUUACAGAAGUCGCAGGGAUUUUUCAAAAAUUGGCAGCUUAA